Messenger RNA from Lecanosticta acicola, 746 nucleotides. NCBI's taxonomy places the organism in Eukaryota, Fungi, Ascomycota, Dothideomycetes, Mycosphaerellales, Mycosphaerellaceae. The record is from the annotation of a GenBank genome assembly.
AUGGUCUCUCCGAUGGUUGGCCGGCUGGCCAUGCGACAAUCGAGGUUCCUGCUCCAGCGCCGCGCCGCCUCGACCACAUCCGAGGCCACCCAGGCUGUCUCCAAGGGCGCGACUGCAGCGAAAGAGACUGCCCAAAGCACUGCCUCCAAGGCCCAAGAAGGCCUCUCCAAGGUCACAAGCUCAGCGGGACCUGCUAUCAGUAAGGCAGCAUCCAGCAUCUCCAGCUCCCUCUCUCGCGUUGGCGGACGAACCGGCGCCGUCAUCAGCUGGGCACAAGGUAAGACCUGCAUUCCACGCCAGAGCGAUACAUGCGCUGACCGGGAACGUGAAGGCCUCGUCCCACAUGUGGUGUAUUACGGUAAAGUCGCAGGAGAGCUGGGUAAGAUCAUCUACACUGGCCGAAGCAUGCAGCCGCCGUAAGCGCACCCAAUCUACAAUCGACAUGUACAGCCAUUGACCUCAGCAGGACCCUGCAAACUGUUCAAUCCUACCUGCAGCCCGUUACGAACGCGGUCCGAAACCCCUCCGGCCUGGGAUCGCAGACCGCCAAAGCCGCCGAGCGAUCAGCAGAGGCCGCGAUCAACAGCCCGCAAUCUGUCAUGACCCGGCUCAGAAAUCUCGAUACCGCCACAUUGACAUCUGUCGGUAUCAUUACAGCGGAGACCAUUGGCUUCUUUUCGGUGGGUGAGAUGAUCGGACGUUUCAAGAUUAUCGGCUACAGAGGUGGUAGUCAAGAGCACCAUUAG